Messenger RNA from Vicia faba (fava bean), 342 nucleotides. Lineage: Eukaryota; Viridiplantae; Streptophyta; Magnoliopsida; Fabales; Fabaceae. The record is from the annotation of a GenBank genome assembly.
AUGGCAAGUGCACCUGCUGAAAUUCCUAUAAGCUUUGGACAUGAUUUGAGGGCUUGUCUUCGUUGCCGACUUGUCAAAACCUACGAUCAGUUUAGAAGGUCAGGUUGUGAGAACUGCCCAUUUUUAGAGAUGGAUGAAGAACGCGCGGCUGAAUGCACUACCCCCAAUUUUAAUGGGAUCAUUUCAGUAAUGGAUCCAACUCGAAGUUGGGCUGCCCGGUGGUUGCGCAUUGGAAAAUUUGUUCCUGGUGUUUACACUCUUGCUGUCUCAGAAGCUCUUCCAGAAGAGAUGCAGGCAAUUUGUGCAGAUAAGCAUGUGCAGUAUAUGCCUCCCAGACGUUAG